AGCCUUUCCUCUAUUGGCCGGGGGACCCGGUAGCAGCAUCUUCCCGGGGCGGCCGCCAGCUCUAGGAGGGUCGACAGCAGUGCCGGUGCAUGCGUCCGGCGGGGGGACAGCACGGCGGAGCGGAGCGGGGGCAGAGGGGAGUGAUGAGAAGUUGAGGGAGGACGAAGCGAGGGUGCCCUCUCCUCGCCCCGCGCCGCAGGGAAGCCCAGCCCCGCAGCAGGUGCAGCAAAGCCUGGGCGGAGGGGACGAGGCGGGCCCGGCGCUCCUGGCGCCGCAGCGGAGGGGCUCCAGCGGGAGCAGUGCCUCAGGCCGGGCCGGACGGAGCCGCGCAGCCCCCGCACCCUCUCGACUGAAGUGGGGGGGAAAAAAAGAGCGGCAAGCGGAGCCCCGAGCAGCGGGAAGCGACUUGCUCUGGUCUUCGGCUCGUUACCAGAGGCAAAGACACGGAGAAACGGCCCUGAAGGGAGAGAGCUAUGAAGCCGUACACUCCAGCUCUCAUUCUCCUGUGGAGCACUGUUGGGAUAGCGAGGGCUGCCAAAAUCGUUGUCGUGCCGCCAAUUAUGUUUGAAAGCCAUCUUUAUAUUUUCAAGACUCUGGCCUCAGCCUUGCAUGACCAAGGUCACCAGACAGUGUUUCUCCUCUCUGAGGGCAGAGAUAUUCCUCCAUCUAAUCACUAUAGACUUCAGCGUUACCCAGGGAUCUUUAACAGCAGCACCUCGGAUGAUUUUCUCCAGUCCAAAAUGAGGAGUAUUUUCUCUGGGAGACUGACAGCCCUGGAACUGUUUGAUAUCCUGGAUCACUAUUCCAAGAACUGUGACAUGAUUGUGGGCAACCAAAACCUCAUACGUGUCCUGAAACAGGAAAAAUUUGACCUGCUCCUGGUAGAUCCUAAUGAGAUAUGUGGAUUUGUGAUAGCUCACCUUUUAGGGGUUAAGUAUGCUGUCUUUUCAACAGGCCUUUGGUAUCCAGCAGAAGUAGGUGCUCCAGCUCCCCUGUCUUACGUUCCAGAAUUUAACUCGCUACUCACAGAUCACAUGAACCUGUUUGAGAGGAUUAAAAAUACUGUUGUUUAUAUUAUUUCAAGAUUUGGAGUCAAUUUUUUGGUUCUGCCAAAAUACGAAAGGAUAAUGCAGAAAUACAAGGUUCUGCCAGAACGGUCCAUGUAUGACUUGGUUCAUGGAUCCAGCCUGUGGAUGCUUUGUACUGAUGUAGCACUAGAGUUUCCAAGACCCACGCUACCAAACGUUGUUUAUGUGGGAGGAAUCCUAACCAAACCGGCCAGCCCUCUGCCAGAAGAUCUCCAAACAUGGGUGAAUGGUGCUAAUGAAAAUGGCUUUGUCCUCGUCUCAUUCGGAGCUGGAGUGAAGUAUCUGUCAGAAGAUAUAGCAAAUAAGUUAGCACAUGCCUUGGCAAGACUGCCCCAGAGAGUUAUUUGGAGGUUUUCAGGAAACAAACCAAGGAAUUUAGGCAACAAUACAAAGCUUACAGAAUGGUUACCACAAAAUGACCUGCUUGGUCACUCUAACAUCAAAGCCUUUCUUAGUCAUGGUGGUUUGAACAGUAUUUUUGAAACCAUGUACCACGGGGUCCCUGUGGUGGGAAUCCCCCUUUUUGGUGACCAUUAUGAUACUAUGACUCGAGUGCAGGCUAAAGGCAUGGGAAUACUGUUGAACUGGAAGACCAUCACUGAGGGUGAAUUGUAUGAAGCGCUAGUAAAAGUUAUUAAUGAUCCCAGCUACCGGCAACGAGCGCAGAGGCUGUCGGAAAUCCACCGAGACCAGCCGGGUCACCCCAUUAACCGGACUGUGUACUGGAUCAACUACAUCCUCCGGCACAACGGAGCGCAGCAUCUGCGUGCCGCUGUUUACAGCAUCUCUUUAUAUCAGUAUUUCUUACUGGAUAUUGCUUUUGUUGUACUAGUGGGUGCUGCCUUAUCUUAUUAUAUUUUGGCCAGGAUGACAAAGUUUAUCCGCAAACAGAGCAACCAUCUUUGGUCAAGUGGUGAACAUAGCGCUGUUAAUGGACAUUACCAGAAUGGGAUACCCAACGGAAAGUAUAGAAGAAAUGGCCACAUUAAACAUGAAAAAAAGGUGAAAUGAGCCAACCAUCCCAUGUAAAGUAGUAAUGAAUCAGAUCAGUAAUCGAAUUUUAUCGCUGUAACUUAGUCUAACAACUACUUAAAACCUCAAUAAGCAGUUCUAACACUCCCCUACAGUAUGUAAUCUUACGUGACAAAAUUCUACAGAACUAAGAAAAGUCUUUAGAAAAGAAAAGAAAAAAAAAAGAAAAGAAAGCACAACCUAAAACGGAAAGUGUGUUUUAUUCUUAAUACUGAUGCAGAGACGUUAUUUUGGCACAGAAGUUUUUAGAAGCCUUAAUUCUCUAAAGUUAUACAAUGACCAUAUUUAUGAAUUUUCAGUUUUUAAAAGCUAAAUGCGUGUGUCCCAGAUGAGGAAAGGUUUCUUUUUAUUUACAAAGGGAUUUUUCCUUUUAUUUUUUUAUUAUUUUAAUGUAUCCAUCCUUUUGCUGAGAGAGCUUUAGUGCUAGCUCUGUGUUAUAUCCGUUGACAGUUCAACAUGCUGUCUAAGAAUGAUGUUUUAAAAAAAAAAAAAAAAAAUUCCCAAUGUUUGAUCUGCAAGAAAUAGCAAGUUGCAGACUGAGAACACAGAUGUGAAAAAAACUCUUAAAAUGAGCACUGAAGAAAAACUUAAAAAUGUGUACUACCUUUUUCCUGAUAAACUGUGUGACUCUUUUGCUCUUUACCAUUACUUUAGAGCAAAGGGUAUUGAGCAAGUCUACAGUAAGUCUUAAUUUUUAAUUUAUAUAAAAUUUUACGUGUCGUCUUUCUCUGCGUAUAUAAUUUAUGCCAUAAAAAUAUUAGGGUGUUUUAUUUCAGUUAAAACUAUGGCUGUGUGGGAAGUAGAUUGCAUAAUUAGGAAAAAUAAAUGAAACUUUAAAAAAAAAAAAUCUAGCCCUUGCUUAAUGCAGAAGUUUUUGUCAUGGCCCAGAGCAAUGCAGAAUCAAACCGCUCUUUGGGGUUUGUUUAAAAACAAACACCCACCCACGCAAAAAAGUUGAAUGUCUUUCCUGUUAAUUAUCAUUGUUGUUAAUUUUUUUUUUUUCCUAAAUCACAAUGUUGUAGAUGUUCUCUUUCGAUGGUUGUAUCUGGAAAAACAUUACCUUCUACUAGUCUGGGCCACACAAUCCACGCUGCAUAGUUGCCAAUGCCACUCCUCCGAGCGCGGGACGAGAGGGGCCGUGCACCGGGCCGGGACCCGCCGCCCCGGCCGAGGGCUGGUGCCGCGCGUGGCCUUCAGCCCGGCUGCCCGGGCAUGAAGCGAGCGGCGACCGUCUCGUCCGCCCCCGCUACAAUCUCCUUCAAUCACUGCAGCUGACGUGGGACGCCCCGGGCCGCGUCGGAGGGUGCCGGGCGGGAAAUCGGGGCUGCCCUGCUGACCCGGAGUUGGCAACUAUGCGCUCCUUUCCAUGUCACUCUGUUUACUUGGAAUUUGCACUACACAUGUUGUGAGUGUCUGCUUUUAUUUAUUUGUAGUUCGAAAUCCCAUGUCUGGAAGAGAGAGGCGAGAAACCCGUUUAUCUAGUGUUUGUUCACUAACAUGGGAAGAGUUGUGGUGGCUGCAGAGCGCUGAGAUCAUCUUCGUACACGGUGAUGCGAUGUUUCACUAUCAUCCCCUCAGGAGCCUCGGCCCUGUAGCAAUAAAUAACAGUACAGAUACGUUUCUAAUACACAGUACAGCUUCUUGUACUGUUUUCUGAAUACUUGAAGAAAAUGGUAUUAUAAAUAAGCCUGUUAGCUAUACCUUUUUACAAUCUUACCAGUUCGUGGCCACUAAAGGAGCACACAGAGGCGAUGAAUGGUGGGGUGGUAGUAAGACUUCGAGUGUAUGAAUGACUUGGUUUAAAUGUUUUUGGCAUUGAAGAAGGUACAAAAGCACUGACCGGAUGAUUAAGCAUAAUUUAAUCUCCACUGUGAUAAAACUUAAGCAAUAAACAUGGAUUUAAUAGAGAAA
Dromaius novaehollandiae (emu) is the source of this 4031-nucleotide messenger RNA. RefSeq names its product UDP glycosyltransferase 8 (gene UGT8). The transcript has 6 exons. Gene Ontology annotation, biological process: galactosylceramide biosynthetic process. NCBI's taxonomy places the organism in Eukaryota, Metazoa, Chordata, Aves, Casuariiformes, Dromaiidae. Gene Ontology annotation, molecular function: N-acylsphingosine galactosyltransferase activity. The record is from RefSeq and is a predicted model, not a curated record. Gene Ontology annotation, cellular component: endoplasmic reticulum. Bases 474 to 2099 code for a protein of 541 amino acids.